AUGACAAACGCUAUCUUUACCCUUGUUUACAAUCCCGACUACCUUGCCGGUGCAUUGGUCCUUGGAAUCCAAUUACAGAAAAUUAGACAAGUUUCGAGCCAUGACUUCGCUCUUGGAAUAUUAGUUGAUAAAUUACAAUUCACCACCCCUCAGUUGGAUAAACUAUUCAAGUAUUACGACGAAGUCAUCGAUGUUUCACCUUUGGAAUCGACUAUCUAUUUUAAGUUGGAAAACGACUUAGGAAGACCCGAAUUGGGAAAGACAUUUACUAAAGUCAAACUUUGGUCAUUGGAUAAAUAUGACAAAGUUUUGUAUUUAGAUGCUGAUACUCUACCAUUACUUCCAUCGGAUAAUGCUACAUCUGUUGCUGAUCUAUUGAGAUUAGAGUUCCCACAAGAUAAGGUUAUAGCUGCACCUGACUCUGGGUUUCCCGACAUUUUCAAUUCUGGUGUGCUCUUGUUGAAACCGAAUCAAAAGACAUAUGAUGACUUAGUUGCAUUGGUUAAGGAGUCUGCUGAUAAUCCCGAUGUUUCUUUUGAUGGUGCUGAUCAAGGUCUUUUAAAUCAGUACUUUAAUUCUCAGCCGGACUGGGUGGUACAAUUGUUAAGCAAGGAUAAGGCGAAUGUUGAACAAAGACAGAAUAUUGAUAAUAAUUGGAUUAAAUUGCCAUUUUUGUACAAUGUGACACCUUCAUCGACAUAUGAAUAUUUGCCAGCAAUCAAGCAUUUCCAUGGUGAGCCUUCUGCUCCAGAAGGUGUUGAUUGUAGGGAUGGUGGUUUCGACCAACGAAGCAAUGACCAAAAAAUCUUGGAUCUGACGUCUGAAACGUUACUGCGUUAUCAUUUUGCUGCAACACAAUAUGUUGUUGCCAAUGCUUCGCAGAUCAAAGUGUUUCACUUUAUUGGUCCAUACAAGCCCUGGUCAUCCUCAUCCACUGUCAGUGGAAUCCACAAAGAUUGGUGGAAAUUGUGGAUCGAGGAGUUUGGACAAAGAUCAGUGCAGGAGGUAAUUUACGAUCGAUCGUCACCUUCGCCUACUUUUGCCUCGCGUGAAAUUGAAUCAAGCAACAAACAGGAAACAAAUGCUAAGUCACGUACUACAAAAAAGAGACCUGUAAGUGCAUCAGACCCCUAUGCAUUAUUAGACCCAGCCAAUUAUCAGCAUUUACCUGACAAUGUCAAGCCCAGUCUUGACUCAUUGUGGGAUCCCUCCAAAGAGUCACCACCAAAGAUUGAUCGAUCAAGGGAAGUGAGUAGCGGAGGCGAUACAUUUGAAGAACAGUUGAGGAAACUGUAUGAUAAUCAAUGGGAUCCUCGCAAUGUGGGAGAUAAUCAAGCUCAUAAAGAGGGUAGCGUAGUUGGUGGUGCUGAUGCAGUAGAGUACCUUAUUUCGCAAUUUGAACUGUCUCAACAAGCAAAGCAACCUACAUCAUUCCAAAGACCCGAUAUUUAUGGACAUAAAUUUGUCAAACCUGAAAGGGUGUUUGAUUCGUCGUCUGAUUAUGUACCUAGACAUAUCUUACGAGAUCUUGAGAAGGUCAAUAUAGGUACCGAGGCGGAUGACACAAGACCUCAUCAACCUGAAACGUCUCGGUUGUCAAAACAGGUUUCUGAUUUUAAUGCCAUCAACGAGUCAUUGGAAAGACAAGGCUAUGUCAGUGCAGACUAUUUUGAAGAAGUUUAUGAUGAGGAUCGAGAAGCAGGCACUGGAGAGACAUUUGCUAAUGACAAGGGGGUUGUGGGGGAGGAAGAGGACAAUGGCACACCUGCACCAAAAUUAUUUCCUUGGGAGUUCAAAGGCUGCCAUAGGCCGGAAAGAGUGUUUGAUUAG
This is a messenger RNA of Lodderomyces orthopsilosis Co 90-125, 1830 nucleotides long. RefSeq names its product glycogenin glucosyltransferase. Lineage: Eukaryota; Fungi; Ascomycota; Pichiomycetes; Serinales; Debaryomycetaceae. Gene Ontology annotation, molecular function: glycosyltransferase activity. Gene Ontology annotation, cellular component: cytoplasm. The record is from RefSeq and is a predicted model, not a curated record. The transcript has a single exon. Bases 1 to 1830 code for a protein of 609 amino acids.